Messenger RNA from Megalops cyprinoides (Indo-Pacific tarpon), 4132 nucleotides. It is a transcript of the gene dlgap1b, whose product is annotated as discs, large (Drosophila) homolog-associated protein 1b. NCBI's taxonomy places the organism in Eukaryota, Metazoa, Chordata, Actinopteri, Elopiformes, Megalopidae. The record is from RefSeq and is a predicted model, not a curated record. Gene Ontology annotation, molecular function: molecular adaptor activity. The transcript is spliced from 13 exons. Gene Ontology annotation, biological process: signaling. The coding region runs from base 453 to 3371 and encodes 972 amino acids. Gene Ontology annotation, cellular component: glutamatergic synapse; postsynaptic specialization.
GGCAGCAGAAAUUCCGAUUUGCCUCACACCUCCUCUCCAUCUCUCGCUCUUUCCCUUCGAAGUAGCUGUAACGCGGCGAUCUUGGAAGCUCAGUCUGGAGUCGUUUCGGACACUUUUUCAUAGGAUUUAUUGCAUUUGAUGCUACCCGCAUGAAUUCUGUCUGUCUUCUUACCUUCGGACCACGCUAAUACACUAAAAGGCUCUCCACCUGGCCAGCAGCAGUGCUGAAGAGCCUCCGAACCUGUGUAAUCCCCCCUGUCGACAGCUGUUGAGCAGCUUUCACAUGAGAUAUAUCAUAAAAAGACAUCCUUGCUUGGAGGAUAACUGACAGGGAUUCCAAUGCCCCGGAAACAACUGGUCUAAAAUGGGACAUUAACGUGGAGCCUGGUUAACACCUGUCAGGAAAACCUCUGCAGCAGUUAAAUGACUCUGGCUUGCUGUCAGUGGAAACAAUGAAGGGGUUAUCAAGUAGCCGAAGCCAUCACCACGCCGUGGCCUGCGACUCCUCCUACGACUCGCUGACGCACCACUCGGACCGCAAGCCAUACCUACUGAACCCAGCCGACCCCCACCCGGCCGACCACCCCUACUACGCCCAGAGGAACUCCUUCCAGACGGAAUGCGUUGUGCCCUAUGGCACCUUCCCCAGGAGGCACUACAGCUCGCACCACGAGCUGAAGGACGAGUGCGCUGUGGUGCCCUACACCGGCGCCCUGCCCGCCAAGGGGAACCGCAUCCCACCCACCCUGCUGGACCAGUUCGAGCGGCAGCUUCCCAUCAAUCGCGACGGCUACCACACGCUGCAGUACAAGCGCACGGCGGUGGAGCAGCGCAGCGACAGCCCCGGGCGGAUACGGCACCUGGUGCACUCCGUGCAGAAGCUCUUCACCAAGUCGCACUCGCUGGAGGGCCCCGCCAAGGGCAGCGUGAACGGCAGCAAGGCUAGCCCGGACGAGGCGCCCACGCUCAAGCACCGCAAGCGCAGCAAGAGCCGGGACCGCUGCAAGUCGGCCGAGCCCAAGCACAGGUCUAACACCUCAGGCUACUGGAGCUCCGACGACAACCUGGACCGGGACGUGUGCCUCUACCACAGCCCGUCGGCCGUCAUGACCAUGGGCCGACACCCGGACAAGUCCCAGUCGCAGUACUUUCUGGAGGCCUACAACACGAUCAGUGAACACACUCUUAAAACGUCCCGCAGCAAUAACGAUGUAAAAUGCACCACCUGUGCAAGUAUCCCCCUUAGCGUGGACGCGCAGCUCAUGAAGAAGAGCUCGUGGUCGUCCACUCUUACGGUGAGCAGAGCGCGUGAAGUCUACCAGAAGGCCUCAGUAAAUGUAGAUAAAACGCUAAUGAAAUCUGAGACAUGUCAGCAGGAGCGGUCAUGCCAGUUUUUACAGGUUCCCCAGGACGAGUGGAGCGGCUUCUCGCCACUCGGGAAGGACGACGAGAUCCCCUGCCGCCGCAUGCGCAGCGGGAGCUACAUCAAGGCCAUGGCGGAUGAGGACAGCGGCGACUCCGACGGCAGCCCCAAGCCCUCGCCGAAGAUCCAGGCGAGGCGGGCCAGCUACCUGAAGGCCACCCAGCCGUCCCUGACAGAGAUGACCACUCUCAAGAUCUCCACCGAGCACUCCCCCAAACUGCAGAUCCGAAGCCACAGCUACCUGAGGGCGGUGAGUGAGGUCUCCAUCAAUAGGAGCCUGGACAGCUUGGACCCCACAGGGCUGCUCGCCUCGCCUAAAUUCCGCUCGCGAAACGAGAGCUACAUGAGAGCCAUGAGCACCAUCAGCCAGGUGAGCGAGGUGGAGGUGAACGGGCAGUUCGAGUCAGUGUGCGAGUCGGUGUUCAGCGAACUGGAGUCGCAGGCCGUGGACGCGCUGGACCUGCCCAUGCCGGGAUGCUUCCGCAUGCGCAGCCACAGCUACGUACGGGCCAUCGAGAAGGGCUGCUCCCAGGACGAGGACGGCCCCAUGCGCGCCAUCUCGCCCCCCCGGACCACCACCACAGUCAGGACCAUCCAGAGCAGCACAGUGUCAUCAUGCAUCACCACCUACAAGAAGACCCCGCCCCCGGUGCCGCCCCGCACCACUACCAAACCCUUCAUCUCCAUCACGGCCCAGAGCAGCACCGAGUCGGCCCAGGAUGCCUACAUGGACGGCCAGGGCCCGCGGAGCGACAUGACCAGCCAGUCGGGCCUCAGCAAUUCCACGGAGAGCAUCGACUCCAUGAAGGCGCUGACAGCGGCCAUCGAGGCGGCCAACGCCCAGGUGCAUGGGCCGGCCAGCCAGCACGUCAGCAACAGCACCAUCACCAUCACCGCCACCACCGCCGCCAUCGCGCAAAUCGCCGAGGAGAACAAGAGGGACGCGCUCAGGAAGUGUCUGUCCAUCGGUAUUCAGGUUGAUGGGCCAGAGGACACCCUGGGGAUGGAGGAGCACUCCAAGUUCCAGUCCGUGGGGAUUCAGGUGGAGGAGGAGAGGUGCCAUCGCAGGUUCACCCGCUCCAACAGCGUGACCACGGCUGUCCAGGCGGACCUGGACACCCUGGAGGUGUCCGACGUGCCGGUGGACUCCCCAGAAACGGACCAUCCGACAUCGGGCUCCAUCUCGCGCCAGUACUCCCGGGACGCCUGCACCUCCACCGUCAGCAUCCAGGGCUCCGGCAACCACUACCACGCCUGUGCCGCGGACGACGACUACAGCGAUGUGGGCUUCGACCCCUCCAUCCUGCCGCCGCCUGACCCCUGGAUCGACAGCGUGACGGAGGACCCCAUGGAGGUGGUGCAGAGGUCCGUGUGCCAGCGGGACGGCCGAUGGUUCCUCAAGCUCCUGCAGGCCGAGACGGACCGCAUGGAGGGUUGGUGCCACCAGAUGGAGCAGGAUGAGAUGGAGAAUGAUUUGCCGGAUGAAAUCCUGGGGAAGAUCCGCAGUGCGGUGGGGAGUGCCCAGCUGCUGAUGUCUCAGAAGUUCCAGCAGUUCCGGGAGCUGUGUGAGGAGAACCUGAACCCCAACGCCCACCCCAGGCCCAUCUCUCAGGACUUGGCUGGGUUCUGGGACAUGCUGCAGCUGUCCAUUGAGAACAUCAGCCUCAAGUUUGACGAGCUCCACCAACUCAAGGCCAACAACUGGAGACCCCUGGAGCUCCCGGAGAGGAAGGAGAGAAGGAUGCCUCCCCCUGUGCCAAAGAAACCCCCGAAAGGUCACCCCCCCUUGGCCCGAGAUAGGUCCCUGGAGAGCACGGAGAGGCAGCGCCUGGAGGCGCGGAAGCGCCUGAUGGCCGCCAAGCGGGCGGCAUCGGUGCGGCAGAACUCAGCCACCGAGAGCGCAGACAGCAUCGAGAUCUAUAUCCCAGAGGCACAGACCAGGCUAUGAGCUCUAGAGUCCCCCCUGUGACACGCUCCCAGUGUACACAUACACACAAACACACACACGCACAUACAACAAACAGACACACACAUACACAUGCACAUGCACACACACAAUGCACACACACAAACACUCCUACGGAAGGGUAAGGGCAGGGCGUUUGUAAUAUAAUCAGCCCUUUGUUAUCAUCUAUCAGAGGGUGUGGAGGAUUACCACUAAGUCGAUUAUCUUUCUAUUACCUUUUAUUUUUCUGUCUGCCCCUCUGAUCAGAAUGGGUUUUGAUCCGGUUUCUGUCCUCACCUGUGAUGUAGCUUCUCAUUCGACUCCCUGAAGGUAUAAUUGUGACCCCUACUUUGCACUUUUUUUUCCCAUUCCACCAACAUGGGCUCAGCCUCACUGCUAAUGUACCAUAGCCAUCAUGCACACUGUAAAACAUUUAUACUGAUUAAUGGGCCUUUGUGUUUAAACUCUCAAUGGAGAAGAACCCUGGCAUCCCCCCCCACCCCCCCGGCCCUCGUGUGUCCGGGUGAGGCCGGUAACGGGAGACACGGGGGAACCAUGCCGUCCCCCUCUGCGUGAAUGUUGCCGUGGGGUCCAGAUGUUUCCCCCUGGGGAGACCGAGCAGGUAGACAGCCACUACCUGUCCGAGCUGCUGUCGGUACGCUGAUUCACUCCUGCGUACCUGAGCUCUAACUGCCAUUGUCCCUGCUGAGGCUCUAUGGAGGAGAGAAGCUUUCACACGCCACUGACUGCAGUAUCCACCAACA